Molecule: messenger RNA, 2525 nt
Organism: Bombyx mandarina (wild silkworm)
Lineage: Eukaryota; Metazoa; Arthropoda; Insecta; Lepidoptera; Bombycidae
Gene: msR
Product: myosuppressin receptor
Biological process (GO): G protein-coupled receptor signaling pathway
Cellular component (GO): plasma membrane
Molecular function (GO): G protein-coupled peptide receptor activity
Source: RefSeq, a predicted model, not a curated record
GGACGGCCACCGUGUAGCACGCGAUUUGUAGUGCCGAUUUGAAAUUUGUUUCAGUACUUUGCGCGCAAGAAUUCUAGUCUGGACACGAUGUUCCGAUUAAAAUGAUGAUGAAUUAUUAUUCUCAACGACAUAAGUUGCUCCCGUUCGCUUUGUUAGCUUCUAACAGAGAUGUAAUCGAAAAUUUUCUCCAAUAAGUAUGUAACAUUAUCGUGAUGACAGUGAUGAAAAGAAUUUACUAUAGUGCGUUAAUUUGAAAAAAAAAAAGAAAAAAGUAAAGAAUUAUAAUGAGGGAGUAUUCAACAUAGUUACUUUGACUGAACUGGACGAAUGGAAAAAUGUCGGAAGACGAAAGCUAUGGGUUUUGCUCGGAAAGUGCAACCGCUUUUCAGCGGGUCUAUAUCCAAGCUCACGGCUACAUCGCCCUUAUCAUUUGUCUUCUCGGUUCCGCAGCCAAUUCUGUUAAUAUCGCCGUACUUAGCCGGAAAGAGAUGACUUCGUGCACUAAUUCGAUCCUCACCGGGCUCGCCGUUGCAGAUCUCUUAGUUAUGAUCGACUAUAUACCAUUAGCACUCCACCUGUACACGAAAAUCGGUUCAGAAUUAAAUCAAAAUUCUUACGGGUGGGCCGUGUUCAUAUAUUUCCACUCAAUAUUCAGCCAGACCUUUCACACAAUAUCCAUCUGGCUAACAAUAAUGCUCGCAGUUUGGAGAUACAUAGCUAUUAAGUUUCCACAAAAGAACCAAACGCUGUGUAACAAGAGGAACACGACAUUGGCCAUAAUCCUCGCGUAUGCUGUAUGUCCAGUGUUGUGCUUGCCUAUUUAUUUCGCAAUGAAUAUAAAGGAACGUCUCCCAUCAGAUACUUCUAACGGCACGAACGUCACACUAAACUAUACAAGUGCUGCAAAUGUAUCAGAUCCGAAACAAUUUAUCAUAGAGAUGACGAACAAUAACGAUUUACUAACUGCCAUAUUCUGGAUUUAUAGUGUGUUCAUAAAACUAAUACCAUGUGUGGUUUUAUCUAUUUUGAGUGUGUUGUUGAUCAUGAAGAUGAAAUCGAGCGAUCGAAGACGACAAAAACUGUUAAAAAAAUCAGCCAUAACCACUACUGAGGGUGAGAAGGCGCGACUCAACGAUGACGGCAAGAAAGGGGGAGGACGCACAGAUCGAACGACCAGGAUGCUAGUAGCACUCCUGGGACUUUUUCUCGCGACAGAACUUCCGCAGGCGUUAUUUGGCUUAUUGACUGCUAUAGCGCCACAUCUCUUCCUAAUUUGCUACUACGCUUUUGGUGAAGUAAUGGAUCUGAUGGCGCUUGUGGGGUCGGCAGUGAAUUUCGUUUUGUACUGCAGCAUGAGCCGACAAUUCCGGACCACGUUCACGAGACUGGCGCGAAAGGUCCUGCCACUUCCACAAAGGCAGAGGGAGAGGGAGCCACUCACAACAGUCACUGUUUCGUAGCGAAAGGCUGUGGCCAAAUCUAUGGCCUCAGUGACGCAGCUCUAAAUAGAACGAUAAUAAGCAUGUCGAAAUAUUGAGAUUUUAUUUAGAGAAAUUUUAAAAGAAAGUUGUACAUUACUUUGGAAUAUUAGACCAAAACUUCGUGUAAGUUUAUGUUAAGAUAUAAAGUCUCAGCCCUUGUGGUCAUAAAAUUGUUAUUAAGUAACUGGGUGAGUAUUCGUAACUUAAUUUACUGGUGUAUUGUGAUAAUAAUUGGUAUUUUGAUUUAUUUGUGUAAUAAAAACAACCACGAUAUAUAUUUACGGAUUUUUUAAUAAGCAAUAAAUUUCAGAUUUUUUUUAGAAAACAGAUUCAAUCCUUUUGUUACACUCCAUCCAUUCGAUUGUCACAGCUUAUCAUUUAUACAACGUAACGCCCGUUAUCUGUUUGUAUUAUAUUUUGGAGAGAGUAAAAGUUUCUAUGGUGAUUUAUGAUAUCGUAAAUUAAAUAUAUUUUUGCAUUCGAAAAUUUUUAGAAUGUUUAGCUGUUUGUCAAUGUUAGCUACGGACAUAGGCUAUUAAUUUGGAUCUCAGAUCUCUUCGAACGCUUUGAGUACUGUAUUUCCUUGCCAUUGAAGCUUUUUUAUGUGUUUUCUUUUGAAAUAAUAUGUUACUGGAUGAAAUCAUGUUUUUAAAAAUACUAAAUCAAGAAAAACGAAAUUUAUUGAACUAGAAUUUACAUUUUGAAUGUAAAAAACGAAGCCAAUUCGUUGGUGCUAUAAACUCGUAGGUACGUGCAUGCUAUUGUACAUAAUAUUGUGUUUAAACUAAUAAUGGCUGAGUGUAUCUCAAGUAAAAAGAUAUCACUAUGUUAUAAAAUCACUCAACUUGAACAAGAAGCAUUGUCAUUCUAGUCACGUUCUUGGGUUUUUAAGUAUAUUCUAAAACCGUACGAAAAUAAUAUAAUUAAUAUUGCACUAACCAAACGAAAGCCUUCGUUAAAUAUUAAUAUUCCAUUACUAAUUUUAUAAUCAUAAAAUGGAUUUGCUAUAAAUUUUAUUUCGUCGAAAAUAUAUAUUUAAUAUAU